Humulus lupulus (European hop) is the source of this 1870-nucleotide messenger RNA. Its product is annotated as serine carboxypeptidase-like 34. Gene Ontology annotation, cellular component: vacuole. The transcript has 10 exons. The coding region runs from base 269 to 1750 and encodes 493 amino acids. NCBI's taxonomy places the organism in Eukaryota, Viridiplantae, Streptophyta, Magnoliopsida, Rosales, Cannabaceae. Gene Ontology annotation, biological process: proteolysis. Gene Ontology annotation, molecular function: serine-type carboxypeptidase activity. The record is from RefSeq and is a predicted model, not a curated record.
AAGAAACGGUGUCCACAGCUUUAGGGGAAUAAAAAUAGUGAAUAGGAUCUUUCAAUAUAGCUCCAGCUGAGAGAGAAUGGAAAGAAAAAAAAGAGCCAGCAGAAGACUACACAUGAGUCUUAUCUGUCUCAUUUGAAUCUUUCUCUAUACAUAAUCCACACGUACAGUUUACAUAUUCCUUUAUAUACAUAUAUAUAUAAAUAGCUACUCUCGUAGUUAUAUUUUCACAUCUUGUAGUAUUGAAUAUUUAUUUACCCUACAAUCAAUAAUGGGUAUGAAUUAUUAUCUUCUUUUCCUUGUUCAUUUUUUGGUGAGUUUGAGCUUGAGCUUGUUAGUUGGUGGGAGUGGUAGUGGUAAUAGUGAAUAUCAUUAUAAAUUGAGAGAGAAAAUCAAAGCAGAGCAAGAGGCGGACCGAGUGGUGGGAUUGCCGGGGCAGCCUCCGGUGAGUUUCAACCACUACGCCGGAUAUGUAACCGUCAACCAAACUCAUGGAAGAGCCUUGUUCUAUUGGUUCUUUGAAGCCAUAAACCAAUCUCAACACAAACCUCUCCUCUUAUGGCUUAACGGAGGACCUGGGUGUUCAUCCAUUGGUUUUGGAGCAGCAGAAGAACUAGGGCCUUUCUUUCCUCAAAAAGGCAGCAAACCUAAGCUAAAGCUCAACCCUUACACAUGGAACAAUGCUGCCAAUUUAUUGUUUCUGGAAUCUCCUGUUGGAGUUGGAUUUUCUUACACCAAUACCAGCAGUGACAUUGAUAAACUUGGCGAUACAAUUACCGCGAAGGACUCGUACAAUUUCCUAGUCAAUUGGUUUAAAAGAUUUCCUCAAUUUCAGUCCCAUAAAUUGUAUAUUGCUGGAGAAAGCUAUGCAGGACAUUAUGUUCCCCAGUUGUCCGAGGUCAUUUUUGACCAAAACAAGCGCGUGGCAGAGAGAAAUUACAUAAAUCUUAAAGGCUUCAUGGUAGGGAAUGGUCUAAUGGACGACGAAACAGAUCAGAAAGGAAUGAUCGAAUAUGCAUGGAACCACGCAGUGAUAUCCGAUAGGCUAUACGAUGGGAUUAAGAAGAAAUGCAAUUUCAGUGAUCCAGAUUCACAAGAUGAUGAUAAUAACAAGUGCAGUAUUCUAUUGAACAAGUAUUUUGAUGUGUAUAAGAUCAUUGACAUGUACAGCUUAUACAGUCCCAAAUGUGUCGUCAAUAACACCACCACUACUAACCAAUUCCCUGUUUUCCAACGCUUUCGCACUAACCAUUUAUUUUCUGAAUCUCGUGGGUGGCACAAGAGGCCAGCAGGAUACGACCCAUGUGCAUCGGAUUACUCAGAGGCAUAUUUUAAUAGGCCUGAUGUCCAAGCUGCAUUGCAUGCCAAUAUCACUAAAAUUCCCUAUCCAUGGACUCAUUGCAGCGAUAAGAUUCAGUUUUGGAAGGAUGCCCCGACUUCGGUACUUCCUAUAAUUAAAAAGCUUAUUGCUGGAGGGCUUCGCAUUUGGGUUUACAGCGGGGAUACUGAUGGGAGAAUUCCAGUCACAUCUACUAGAUACACAUUGACAAAGCUGGGACUACAAAUAACUCAAGAUUGGACUCCUUGGUACAACAGUAAACAGGUCGGAGGUUGGACAGUUGAGUACAAGGGGCUAGAUUUUGUGACCAUAAGAGGAGCUGGUCAUGAAGUUCCUCAAUUUGCACCAAGGCAGUCCCUUAUGCUGAUUGAGCACUUCUUGACCAAUACGAAAUUGCCAGCUAAACCAUUUUAACAUUUCCUUUAAUAUUCAUUCACUGUAUUUUUCUUUUUUUAGGAAAAUUGAAAAACCAAAUAAAGGAUUGUUGGAUAGAAUCAAAUUGUUCCAAAUCAUCAAAUGGUGUCUGUUUAGCUA